AUACAAGUUUAUCAUUCACCUCAGUUUAUCAUUUAUGCUACAAAGUGCUCCACUUCCCAAUACUUAUAACAAUAUGUUCCCAAUGCAAAUCUUCCUCUACCAGUAGAUUUGUCAUAAUACAGUUCAUCGUCUAUACUACAAAGUGUAUCAAUUAUAAACUCCUAAUACUAUGGCUUUACAACUAUCAUAUCUUCUCUCCUUGUUGCUUCUUGUUCUAUUGCUGCCAUAUUCCACCACUGCCCAAACUUCCAGCAACCAAUCUCUAGGCUCAUCCCUUACUGCACAAGAAAAAGGCUCUUACUGGGCAUCACCUUUUGGUGACUUUGCUUUUGGUUUCCAACAAAUUGGAAAUGGAGGCUAUCUACUAGCCAUAUGGUUCAACAAAAUACUUGAAAAAACCAUUGUCUGGUCAGCCAAUGGAGAUAAUCUGGUGCCAACAGGAUCCAAAGUUAAACUUACCGAAGGUGGCCAAUUGGUACUCAGUGACCCAACAGGCACAGGAAUAUGGAAAUCUGAGUUAGGUGGUUUAGGAGUUGUCCAUGCAGCCAUGCUUGACACCGGAAACUUUGUGCUGGCAAACCAGGAUGGUGGCUAUUUGUGGCAGAGUUUUGAUCAUCCGACAGAUACAAUGUUACCUACACAAACAAUGAGUAUGGGAAGCAAGCUUGUAGCUCAUUACUCAGAAAGGAAUAACUCUAAUGGAAGGUUCCAGUUUGCACUACAAAUAGAUGGAAAUCUUGUGCUUCAAACAUUAGAAUACCCUACAGAUUGGUCUAACACUGCUUAUUGGUUAAGUGGAACUAUAGGUAGUGGCUUUCGGGUGGUCUUCAGUGAGUCUGGUUCUAUAUAUCUCACAGCUAGAAACGGAAGCUUACUUACGGUGAUAUCAUCUAAUCCUAGUUCUACGCAGGACUUCUAUCAAAGAGCAAUUAUGGAGUAUGAUGGAGUUUUUACACAAUAUGUCUACCCAAAAAAGAGCACUAACAGUACAAAUGCUGGAAGGCGGCGUAUGGCCUGGUCCUCUGUGUCCUAUAUACCUGAUAAUAUAUGCCAUCUUCUGGAAGACAUAGGCAGUGGAGCUUGUGGGUUCAACAGCUAUUGCAUCCUAGAAGAUGAUGGAAAACCAAAUUGCAGAUGCCCACCUGGAUACACCUUCAUUAAUCCAGAUGAUAUUAGGAAAGGUUGCAAACAGAACUUUCUUCCACAGAGUUGUGAUGAAGCACCUUCAGAAACAGAUCAGUUUGAUUUAAGUGAAAUGGAAAGUAUAAAUUGGCCCCAAUCCGGAUCCGAUUAUGCAAGAUAUGGAGGAGACAACAUAACUGAAGAUUGGUGUAGAAAAGCUUGCCUGGACGAUUGUUUCUGUGCAGCAGCCGUUUUUGAAGAUAGAAAGUGCUUGAAAAAGAAAAUUCCUCUCUCAAAUGGGAGACUGGACCCCAACAACAAUGCUGCAAGCAAAGUUCUAAUCAAAACAAGGAAAGAUAAUUCUACUUUUAAGCCUCCAGGUGCAGAUUUGAAGAAGAAAAAUCAUUCAACUGUGAUACUUAUUGUGUCGGUGCUCCUUAGCAGCUCAAUGUUUCUGAACUUACUCUUCAUGUUGGCUGCCUUUCUGCUUGUUUUUCGUCUCAAAUAUUGGAAACCAAAGGCCCUCAAAACAUGCCCAUUCAUGUCAGGUGUGAAUUUGCAAAGUUACACUUAUGAGGAACUAACAAAAGCCACAAAUGGGUUCAAGGAAGAGCUAGGGAGGGGUGCCUUUGCAAAAGUUUAUAAAGGGGUUCUAGAAUAUGAGGACAGAAAACUAGUUGCGGUUAAAAGGUUGAAUAAUAUGGAGAGAGAAGGCGAUAUGGAGUUCAAAGCUGAAGUGAGUGCUAUUGGAAGAACAAACCACAGAAAUUUGGUCCAACUACUAGGAUUCUGCAAUGAGGGGGAGCAUCGGCUUCUAGUAUAUGAAUUCAUGAGUAAUGGUUCUCUAGCAAGCUUUCUAUUUGGGGGUUCGCGGCCAUAUUGGUACCAAAGAAUUCAAAUUGCAUUAGAAACGGCAAGAGGGCUCUUUUACUUGCAUGAAGAAUGCAGCACCCAAAUCAUACAUUGUGAUAUCAAGCCACAGAACAUCCUCCUGGAUGACUCUUUUUCAGCUAGAAUUUCUGACUUUGGAUUAGCUAAGCUUUUGAAAACAGAUCAGACUCGUACUACUACUGGAAUCAGGGGAACUAAAGGGUAUGUUGCACCCGAAUGGUUUAGAAACAUGCCUAUUACAAUCAAGGUGGAUGUUUACAGCUUUGGCAUUUUGUUGCUAGAGCUCAUCUGCUGUAGGAAAAGUUUUGAAUCAGAGGCAGAGAAUGAGGAUCAGAUGAUACUAGCUGACUGGGCAUAUGAUUGCUAUAAAGACAAGAAACUUGAUCUGUUAGUGGAGAAUGAUGAGGAGGCAACAAAUGACAUGAAGAGAGUGGAGAGAUAUGUGAUGAUUGCAAUAUGGUGCAUUCAGGAGGAUCCAUCACUAAGGCCAACAAUGAAGAAAGUGGUACAAAUGAUGGAAGGAUCAAUUGAGGUCUCAGUUCCUCCAGGUUCAUCCUCAUUUAUUAGUUCAAUGUAAAUCCUCUUAUAUAAUUACCAUUCUGGUUGUUUAAGUCAUUUUGCAUGUUUAAUUGUCAAUACUAUCAGCUUGGCAAGUCAAGUAAUUUCCAGGAAAUGGGUACUCUACUAUGAAUAAUAACUAUCCACAUGU
Quercus lobata is the source of this 2722-nucleotide messenger RNA. Its product is annotated as G-type lectin S-receptor-like serine/threonine-protein kinase LECRK2. The transcript has a single exon. NCBI's taxonomy places the organism in Eukaryota, Viridiplantae, Streptophyta, Magnoliopsida, Fagales, Fagaceae. Gene Ontology annotation, molecular function: ATP binding; protein serine/threonine kinase activity. Gene Ontology annotation, biological process: protein phosphorylation. The record is from RefSeq and is a predicted model, not a curated record. The coding region runs from base 170 to 2590 and encodes 806 amino acids.